This is a messenger RNA of Teleopsis dalmanni, 3846 nucleotides long. It is a transcript of the gene par-1, whose product is annotated as MAP/microtubule affinity-regulating kinase 3. The coding region runs from base 768 to 3560 and encodes 930 amino acids. The transcript has 18 exons. Gene Ontology annotation, biological process: microtubule cytoskeleton organization; protein phosphorylation; intracellular signal transduction. Gene Ontology annotation, molecular function: ATP binding; tau-protein kinase activity; protein serine/threonine kinase activity. The record is from RefSeq and is a predicted model, not a curated record. Lineage: Eukaryota; Metazoa; Arthropoda; Insecta; Diptera; Diopsidae. Gene Ontology annotation, cellular component: cytoplasm.
UUAAUAUGGCUGUCGCCCUUUUCGUGUGUAUGCGUGUAUCUACCCAAUUUUUAUAAUAUUUAGCAGACCUAGAGUGAAAAAUAUUUUUAAUACUUUUAAAAUAAAUACUUGAACGUAAGUGGUGAAGUUUUGGAGUGUAUAUGGCAGUGGUUAUAAAAAUAAGAAAUAAAAUACUGAAAGUUUUGAAUUGUGUGUAUACCGUUCAAUAAUACCUUGAAAUUGUUGAACUGGUCCAUUUAAAAUACAUACAUAUACAUAAUAAUGAUUUUACCUUAGCAGAUAAACUAGCUCUUUUUGUUAUAAAUAUAUAUAUGUACAUAUAUAUAUAUAUAUAUAGAGCUUUUGUUCACGUCGAGUUCAACUAUUUAAACAAAUAAAAAUCUUGAUUGCAAAUAUACGAACUAAAAAUCGUUUCCUGUUAAUAAAUAUAAUCAUGUUAAUAAAUUAAAAAUAUAAAACAAAUCUUUAAAUGUAUGUGCAAUAUCAAAAUUAUUGUCAACGUUAUAAAAAAAUGCGUCUCUAGUCUUUUUUUUUCAUUUACAUUAAACAUAUUAAUAGAGAGGCGGUCCAUUUAAUGGUGGCUCGUUUAUCGCAACACUGCUGCUUAUAUAGCAGUUCAUGAAACAUUAUUGCAUUUAUAAAUUAAGUGUUUACACUUGCAACGUACAACACUUAGUAUUUUGGUCAAAGAAUCUCAGUUUUGGGCAGUUAAUUUUGUUUGGUCUGUUUAAAGUGAUACCGGAGUUACCAAGAAAUAGAAGAUAAAUAUGUCAACAACAAUGCGUACAACUCUCCAACCAGUUCCUGAAUCAUUACCAGCCGAGCAUGUUACGAAUGGUACAACAAUGUCUUUAACAGCAGCAGUGGUUAGUUCGGCAUUAACAACACUCACUGGAUCAACUUCUACAAGUAAUACAACACAAUUACAACCCCAAGACCAGCAACAUGUUAUAAAUAGUUCGGUGCAUUCUGUAAAAGAUCAACAUGAUUCUGCAAAUGCCAACAUAAUUGGACUGCCACAAACUACUGUCGCUCCUGUAGUAACAACAUGUAUGGUUACUACAGCCACAAACAGUUUAACUUCCACAACUAAUACCAAUCAAUCUCAGCCUCAAUCUCAAUCUCAAUCUCAGCAUAGUCAUCAGCAUAGGCAUCAUGUUACAAAUAAUGCUGCAAUAUCGAAUAUGAAUCAUCAUCAUCAUCAUAUAUCUGGAGUUGGUACCAAUAGUGGCGGUGCACCAGUUAUUAAUAAAAGCGCUAUAAUAUCUCAUACUAAUUCAACAGCUAUCAAACAGCGAUCAACAUCAGCAAAGGGUUCACCGAAUAUGCAAAUACGUAGUAGUGCACCAAUGCGUUGGCGUGCAACGGAAGAACAUAUUGGAAAAUAUAAAUUAAUAAAGACUAUAGGAAAAGGCAAUUUUGCAAAAGUAAAGCUAGCUAAACAUUUGCCUACAGGCAAAGAAGUGGCUAUUAAAAUAAUUGACAAAACUCAGUUAAAUCCGGGGUCGCUACAAAAAUUGUUUAGAGAAGUUCGUAUCAUGAAAAUGCUCGACCAUCCAAACAUCGUAAAACUAUUCCAAGUUAUAGAAACUGAAAAGACAUUAUAUCUUGUAAUGGAAUAUGCAUCAGGAGGUGAAGUAUUUGACUAUUUAGUACUACAUGGACGCAUGAAAGAAAAAGAGGCACGAGUGAAAUUUAGACAAAUUGUUUCUGCCGUACAAUAUUGUCACCAAAAACGUAUUAUACACAGGGAUUUGAAGGCUGAAAACCUUCUAUUAGACAGUGAAUUGAAUAUAAAAAUAGCAGAUUUUGGUUUUUCGAAUGAAUUUACGCCAGGAAAUAAACUCGAUACCUUCUGUGGUAGUCCACCAUAUGCAGCCCCCGAACUAUUUCAAGGUAAAAAAUAUGAUGGACCAGAAGUUGACGUGUGGUCGUUGGGUGUUAUAUUAUAUACUCUUGUUAGUGGUUCAUUACCAUUCGAUGGUUCAACAUUAAGAGAGUUGCGUGAACGAGUACUCAGAGGCAAAUAUAGAAUACCUUUUUACAUGUCAACUGAUUGUGAAAAUUUACUGCGCAAAUUUCUUGUAUUAAAUCCGGCCAAACGUGCCAGUCUCGAAACCAUAAUGGGUGACAAAUGGAUGAAUAUGGGAUUUGAAGAAGAUGAACUCAAACCGUACGUAGAGCCUAAGCAAGAUUUGGCCGAUCCCAAGCGGAUAGGUAAGACGGAGGCGCUAGUAGCCAUGGGUUACAAUAGGCAAGAAAUCGAAACUUCGCUAUCUCAAGUCCGAUACGAUGAUGUGUUUGCCACCUACUUACUUUUAGGAAGAAAAAGCACUGAUCCUGAAAGUGAUGGAUCUCGAUCCGGCUCAUCGCAUUCUUUACGUAAUAUCACUGGAAAUGAUACCGGAACGAGUGGUGGAAAUUCAUCUGUACAAAGUCCUACACAUCGUGGUGUUCACCGAAGUAUAUCGGCAUCUAGUACUAAGCCAAGCAGACGUGCUUCUUCAGGUGCCGAAACAAUACGUUCUGGCCCAAACACAGCUACAGCUCCCGGAGUAGGAGCAGUAGCCGUUGUGCCAACUAGUGUAACCAAUUCAGGAACUUCGGCAGAUCGUACUUCGAUAAGCAGCAACUUCAAACGUCAAAAUACAAUCGAUUCAGCUACCAUUAAAGAAAACACUGCAAGAUUAGCUGCACAAAACCAAAGGCCUGCAUCUGCAACACAAAAAUUAAUAUCAGGAGAUUCAUCUGUCAACAGCCCCGCGAAACCCCGUUCAGCAACUAAAUACGAUCCAACAAAUGGAAAACAUACUACAGAAAAUAGCGGUAUUAUACCACGACGAUCAACAAGGUUAUAUGAAAAGACUUCAUCUACAGAAAAAACGAAUGUUCUGCCUACAGAAGCAAAUAGUGGAUCAACGGCAUCCUCCGGAAAGGGGCAUGUUAAAAGCGCCUCAGUUUCAAGUCCAGGCCAAUCGACUGACGGAGGGGUCCUUGUUUCUCACGAUCCUGUCGAAGCAAGAAUGACUUCGGCUGUAAAAUCAAGCAGGCAUUUCCCAAGGAAUGUACCAUCAAGAUCAACCUUUCACUCGGGUCAAACUAGAGCACGUAAUAAUGCUGCUUUAGAAUAUUCUGGAACUAGUGGGGCAACGGGCGAUUCCCCCCAUCCAGGCCGUAUGAGCUUUUUCUCAAAACUUUCAUCAAGAUUUAGUAAACGAUCUUUUCAUGAUAGUGGCUCUACAACGGAAGAUACGGCUAAACCACGUGUAUUACGUUUUACUUGGUCGAUGAAAACAACAUCACCUCUUAUGCCCGAUCAAAUUAUGCAAAAAAUACGUGAGGUUUUGGAUCAAAACAAUUGCGAUUAUGAACAAAGAGAACGGUUUGUACUUUGGUGUGUUCAUGGAGAUCCUAACACAGAUUCUUUAGUACAGUGGGAAAUUGAAGUAUGUAAACUACCGCGUUUAUCACUUAAUGGAGUACGAUUUAAACGAAUUUCAGGUACCAGCAUAGGAUUUAAAAAUAUUGCUUCGCGUAUAGCAUUUGAUCUUAGACUGUGACUUCAUCCUUACAAAUGCAACAGUUCCGCCGAUACCUUAAAGAACAACAACGAGGUCAGUAGAUAUAAAAAUUUGGAACCUGCGUCAACUAUCUCCACUGCCGACACGACCACCGAUAUCAAUGCGAAUAAAAAGCCGAUUGGCUUAUGUUAAAUUUUUUCUCGAAUACGUAGCAUCAAUUUGGUGAAAGGCAGUUACAUUAGAUUUACACAUUCUUAAAAAAAAAAAAUUUAAAAAUAAAGUAUCAAAAAUAAGAGCUUGUACUAAAGCGGAAAAAAUUUUAUUA